Molecule: messenger RNA, 771 nt
Organism: Peniophora sp. CBMAI 1063
Lineage: Eukaryota; Fungi; Basidiomycota; Agaricomycetes; Russulales; Peniophoraceae
Source: the annotation of a GenBank genome assembly
AUGUGGUGCACCCGCUGGUUCGUGCCGCUGCUCCUGCUGCCCCUCCCCUCCGCACCGCCUUAUUUUCUCCUCGUAUUUCUCACCUCUCUCGUCGUCCACGCACGACCAUGUUUCUACUGCAUCCUCCUGCUCUCCGCGCUCUUCGUCUCGUCCUGCCACUGGUCGCCCGUCGCACUCGAUGAGCCGCUCUCACGCACGCUCAUCGCCGAGAACGCGAAUGCGAGCACGUUCGGCGACGCGCUCGCACUCAGUCUCGACGCCAUGCACGUCUCGGUCCCCCAAACGGAGCUGCCGGCCAUCAUCCGCCUCCACGAUCGCUGCUGGUGCGACCCUGCGCUCACAACGCUUUUCGAGCCAUUCGACAUCCUCAGCUGGGAGCUAUAUAGCGUCGCCCGCGCCGCCCUCGACGUUCGCAAGCACCUCGAGUCGCACGAGAACCCGGCAGCCGCCGCCAACGCCUCGGAGGUCGCACGGACGCACGAGUCUGGUCUCAACCGCAAGCGCGGAUUUCUGUCCCUCUUCGCUCCGUUCACCCAUCGGCGCCGACGAGCCGACGUUCCCCAGCACCCGGAGCAGAGUGAUGUCCAACAGGCUGAAGCAGCGGGUACCCUGGACUCGCGGAGGUACAGUGUGGAGCCGCAUCCUUGGGAGCUGGACAUGAGACCAUACGGGUAUCCACUCAUACUCGACUUGACUUGGUGGAGACGUCGACAACGCGUCACGCCUGUGGAUCAAGUCCACCGCGAGGUUGUGCAAGCUCCCCACGUUUAA